AUGGCCCAAGAAUACAAGUUAAAAGGCCUAAGCUCCUUUGGAGACUUGACAAACACCACCGACAAGAUUGAAGCUGAAGUGGAAGGUGUACCCGAUGGAAAAGUACUGCUUGUCAAUAUGGAUGGCAAGGUUCAUGCGAUGAGCCCGCACUGUACGCAUUAUGGUGCACCGUUGAAGAAUGGCGUUGUGUCGCCGGAUGGACGGCUUACCUGUCCUUGGCAUGGAGCCUGCUACAACAUCGGAACUGGAGAUGUCGAGGAUGCGCCCGCUCUGAAUGCCUUGCACAAAUUCGACGCCUUUGAAAAAGACGGCGCAGUAUACAUUCGCGCUACAGAGGCCGAUAUAAAGUCUGGACAGAGGAAUCCUGUUGGCCAGUGCAGCGUCUCCAAGUCUGACGAGAAGGUUGUCAUCAUCGGAGGUGGAAGCGGAACCAUCGGCUUGGUCCAAGCACUUCGCGAACUUAAAUACCCAGGUCCCAUCACUAUCAUUUCCAGAGAACCAGAAUACGUGAUUGAUCGCACGAAAUUGUCCAAGGCACUUAUCCCAGACGCAUCCCAGAUCCUCUGGCGCCCGGAUGAAUGGUACGCCGAGGCAGGGAUCGAAAAGCUCGUCGACGAAGUCAAGGCCGUGGACUUUUCAGCGAGACUCCUCUCCACUGCUUCGGGCAAGAGUAUUAACUACACUAAGCUCGUGCUGGCAACAGGAGGAACGCCACGCUCGCUUCCACUGCCCGGGUUCAAGGACAAUGAACUGAAGAACAUCUUCCAACUGCGCACUGUCGCAGAUGUCCAGUCUAUCCUGGACGCAGCAGGUGACCAAAAGAAGCAGAUUGUGGUAAUCGGCUCCUCGUUCAUCGGCAUGGAAGUCGGAAACGCACUGGCCGGCAAAGAGCACAACGUCACGAUCGUCGGAAUGGAAAGCGCCCCAAUGGAGCGCGUAAUGGGCGCAAAAGUCGGCCAAAUCUUCCAGAAAAACCUUGAGAAGAACGGCGUCUCAUUCAAGCUCUCCGCAGGCGUGGAGAAAGCCACACCUUCUGAGUCAAAGUCCAACACCGUCGGCGCAGUUCAUCUUAAAGACGGAACCGUCCUUCCAGCCGAUCUAGUCAUUCUGGGCGUUGGCGUCCGUCCCGCAACAGACUUCCUUCAAAAUAGCGUCUCUCUUUCACUCCAGGAAGAUGGAUCCCUCGCUACAGAUGCCAACUUCGUCGUUGAAGGCCAUAACUCCGUCUUCGCUAUUGGUGAUAUUGCUACAUUCCCUUACCAUGGUCCCGGCGGAAAUGGAACCCCUGUCCGCAUCGAACACUGGAAUGUAGCGCAAAAUGCCGGAAGAGCCGUUGCGCGCGCGAUCGUCCAUGCGAGACAUUCGCCAUUGUCGUCUCUCCCGCCUAAGCCUUUUAUCCCCAUUUUCUGGUCUGCGCUUGGUGCUCAGCUGCGGUACUGUGGAAACACGGUCAAUGGGUAUGAUGAUGUGGUUUUGAAGGGUGAGCCGGAGAAUGGAAAGUUUGUGGCUUAUUAUACCAGUGGGGAUGUAGUUGUUGCUGUUGCUACUAUGGGAGUUGAUCCUGUUAUGUCCAAGUCGGCAGAUUUGAUGAGAAGGGGAAAGAUGCCCGGGAAGAAGGAGAUUGUUGAUGGUUUGGAUGUGUUGCAGGUCAAAUGA
Penicillium pulvis is the source of this 1656-nucleotide messenger RNA. RefSeq names its product putative AIF-like mitochondrial oxidoreductase (Nfrl) (gene nfr1). The record is from RefSeq and is a predicted model, not a curated record. Gene Ontology annotation, molecular function: oxidoreductase activity, acting on NAD(P)H; flavin adenine dinucleotide binding; 2 iron, 2 sulfur cluster binding. Gene Ontology annotation, cellular component: cytoplasm. The transcript is spliced from 3 exons. Lineage: Eukaryota; Fungi; Ascomycota; Eurotiomycetes; Eurotiales; Aspergillaceae. The coding region runs from base 1 to 1656 and encodes 551 amino acids.